AUGGCUGAUGUUCAAACAGUAAUCGUACAUGUUGCACCUCAGAUUAGGUUUCCUGAACGUUCUUUUACAGUCAAUUUUACCACUCCAUCUCAAAUUUCAAUUGGGUGCAGUGCUACAGGCAUCCCAGAACCAAUGGUUGAAUGGCGUGUAGCUGAUACAAAUGACAUAAUCACCAACAGCGCAAAGUAUUCUGUAAAAUUUGAUGUUAAUCAAAGCUCAAGCAAAACAGUCUUUGCAGUGAUAAGCAAUUUGACUAUCUACAAUACAAUCACCAGUGAUACACGCCCAUACGUUUGCAGUGUUACAAGUCCUGUGUUUACAACUCCUGUAGAGACAACAACCAAUGUCAUUGUACAAGUUUUUCCAACAUUUAUAUCAUCAUCUGAGAAUGUGACUGUACUAGCAGGGACUCAGGCUGCUCUACGAUGUGCUGCUUCAGCUGCACCUGUUUCAUUUAUUGAAUGGAGGAAAAAUGAAGACAUUCUAGCAAAUAACAGAAGAUAUAUUAUAGUUGCAUCAUCGGCUUCUACAUCUCCACUCUUUGGAAGACCAUUUUUGAUAACAACGUCAAGCCUGACUAUUUCUGGCAGCCAUUACACUGAUGCUGGUAUUUACUUUUGUCGUUCUAUCAAUACAGUUGGACAAGUUGACGGCAGGGAAUCACGUCUAGUUGUUCAAGUAUUUUUGUUAUUUAUGAUUAGUUUCGCCAACUUUUACUACUCAGCCACUAUCUCAAAUUCGUAA
Messenger RNA from Corticium candelabrum, 744 nucleotides. Its product is annotated as neurotrimin-like. The record is from RefSeq and is a predicted model, not a curated record. NCBI's taxonomy places the organism in Eukaryota, Metazoa, Porifera, Homoscleromorpha, Homosclerophorida, Plakinidae. The coding region runs from base 1 to 744 and encodes 247 amino acids. The transcript has 4 exons.